Musca vetustissima is the source of this 1514-nucleotide messenger RNA. RefSeq lists its product as uncharacterized. The transcript has 2 exons. Gene Ontology annotation, molecular function: structural constituent of chitin-based larval cuticle. The record is from RefSeq and is a predicted model, not a curated record. The coding region runs from base 28 to 1488 and encodes 486 amino acids. Lineage: Eukaryota; Metazoa; Arthropoda; Insecta; Diptera; Muscidae. Gene Ontology annotation, cellular component: chitin-based extracellular matrix.
GUGAAUGGACCCCAAAUACAUCGCAAAAUGGGCUUGGCACAAUAUCCACCGGGUCCCAUCGGCUCGCCAGAUGAUCCAUUGGCCGAUCCCUUUGAUGAUCCCUCAUAUAGUUUUGCUUAUCGAACACCGGAUCAAUCACGUUCCGAAGAUAAUGAUGCAACGGGACGAGUAAGAGGACUCUAUUCAUUUGUGGACGAUGAAGGUGAACGUCACAGUGUUCGUUAUGCUGCUGGUGCCGGGACGGGAUUUGAAGUAUCAAAUGCAGUGCCAGAUAAUCCAGCCAGUGUUGGAUACACAAGCCCUUUGUAUAAAGCACCACCUGGCACACGUGGUAAAAUGUCAGUUCAACGAGGACCUGAUGGCACUUAUAAGUUAAUUGCUGCUGGACCGGAUCAUAGACGUGCCGAAAGUCGAACACCAGAUGGUGUGGUGAGGGGCACUUAUUCCUUUCUCGAUGACAAGGGAAUUCAAAGAACUGUUGAAUAUAUAGCGGGAGCGGGUAUUGGUUAUAGAGUGGUGAAAAAUCGUAUUGGACCCACAUCGCACAUUAAUCCUUCGGUAUCGGAUUUGCGUCUAAGCGAUACAAACUUUAAGUUGGCCAAUGAUUUUGGCACCGGUGCUGGAAGCGGUGGUGUUGGUAGUUCUGGAUCUGGUGGUGGCCGUGUGCGAGGUGGUGGCAAUCGCAACAGAAGUGGAGGAGGUGGCGGUGGUGUAGACGAAGAAAAUGAAAUGGAGUAUGUAUCAUCGGAUAGUCGUCCAAUUACAACAUCAUCAUCUUCGGAUACAGAUAAUGAUGACAAUGAAAUAAGUCUGGGGGAUGAUGAGGAGAGUGAUAUUGGUGGUAAAAAUAAUCGCCCUAAUACCAAAACCAAAGCUGAUCGCAUGGGUACCAUUAAUCGUGGUCGAGGAGGCACACGAAAUCGUGGCAAUACAAAUUUAAAUGAUGAUGAUGUACUCGAUCGGGAACCCAUGGGCGAACGAGAUUCUCCCAAAAUACCCUUGCGACCAGGCAAUAGAUCACCAGGCAAUCGUAAUAGUGUAACUAACGAUCAAAGAGGAAGUAAUCGUCGUAAUCGGCCACCCUCUAGAAAUGGUGGUGGUGGCAGUAGUUCAUCAUCAAAUUCAAAUGGUUAUGACUACAAUCCCCCCUCAAAAGGAUCUUCUUCGCGUAAUAAUUACAAUCCCAAUGAUGAUGAUAUUGGUACCGCUCUGCCCCCAUUAAUUACGGCCAAUCGUAAAAUUCUCGAAAUCGACAGAGAUCGUGAAUGGGUGGAACAUCAUCGUGAUUCAACUGUUAUAAAAAAUGUUGGAAAAUGGUAUAUUGGUUUGCCGCCGGGCCAGAGUGUUCGUGCCCAUGUCCAAAAUAUUGACAUAUUACCAUUGGGUGGUCGUCGGGUGCCAUCGCCAUCGGAAGCUUUGCGACAAGAUGAGCUGGCCGAUAUGACAGCAUCGUAUGAACAUCAUGAUAGAUCUCCAUAUAGCAGUUAGUUUUAAGUCCCAAAACACACACAUAC